This is a messenger RNA of Arachis duranensis, 2663 nucleotides long. Its product is annotated as RNA pseudouridine synthase 3, mitochondrial-like. Gene Ontology annotation, molecular function: pseudouridine synthase activity; RNA binding. The coding region runs from base 601 to 2091 and encodes 496 amino acids. The record is from RefSeq and is a predicted model, not a curated record. The transcript has 10 exons. Lineage: Eukaryota; Viridiplantae; Streptophyta; Magnoliopsida; Fabales; Fabaceae. Gene Ontology annotation, biological process: pseudouridine synthesis.
UCGCCAGGCCAACCGCCGCUGCUCCGCCGUCCCGGACGGCAACUUCCUCCUCGGCCAGAGCCGUUUCCUCCAAAUGCGCCAAUUGUAGAUCCAGGUGUUUUCCGAGUUUUGCAUAUGCAACUUCUGGUAAGUUGCUGAUUCUAUUUGAGAGCAUAGCAAUUUUUCUGGAAUUAUGAGGAGUUCUUACAUGUUCUUCAGAAAUUGCACAAGCUGGACUUGUUGAACUGGGAACUGAGCCUGUGAAAUUGAAUUUGUGCUCUAUAGUUGUUAUAUGUCGCUGAAUUGCUAGUUGAAUCUAAAUUUGCAUAGACUCGUGCCUCUUGUUUUUCUUGAAAUUUCGCUGAUGUUGCUGCCAUUUGUUGCUCUCUUGAUUUUUCGUCUGUGUGUUUGGGAUGCAUUGCUGAUUCUGGAAUUAUUGUUGCUGCAUUCUCUAAUCAUGCAGUUCUCAUAAACCGAAUCUGAAUUUUGGAAUUGCAGAACUGGAAGUGCUGAAGUUGCUGUUUCUGGUUUUGUUAAAGUAUUGUUGAUUGGUGGAUUUGUUAAAGUAUUGUUGAUUGGUUGAAAAUCUGCUGCUGAUUUGGCUUGAAUAUGGACAAUUAGAUGCUGUUGGAGAUGUUGAUUAGCGUUCAAGAUGUUUCAAUCAUGUUGAACAACAUAAAUAACAGUAGCCAUUCAUGGCUGUGGUUUGUGGCGAGGCACUACUCUAGGAUUCGUCCUCCAAAGCCUGUCCCUGUUGAAUCAGUGAUCAGGGUGUCCAACAACGUUGCUCGUUUGGGUUCUCGGAAAGAAGGCCCGAAGCCGAGGCAACUACUGUCUUUGCCACCUUUUCCUGGUCACCCUUUGCCCGGAAGGAACUCAAAUGAAAGUUUUCAAGAUGGGCAGCAACAUGAUGGUUAUGUCACUGCUGUUAAUUGGAUCAAGUAUUACUUCAAAGGCAUAUUGGGUUCUGUCAUUGAGUCUCAUUUCAGGGAGGGUCUUGUCCAAAUGGAGGACCCAAUUUCUGACAAUAAUUUAUCUCAGAAUGAAGAGCCAAGGAGACCCUUGCGAAAGAUUAGACCUAAUGAAGUAAUGAAGCAAGGGGCAAGAAUUCAUAUCCCUGUGUCAAUUGCCGAGGCUAGGAUUUCCAAAAGAUAUGAUGCUAUACCAAGUGGAACACUAUAUCCCAAUGCUGAUGAAAUUAAGUAUUUGCAAAGGCUUGUCAUUUAUAAGGACUCGGCUAUCAUGGUGCUAAAUAAACCCCCAAAAUUGCCGGUUAAGGGGAAUCUGCCGGUUCAUAACAGCAUGGAUGCAUUAGCAGCUGCAGCACUAUCCUAUGAUUAUGAUGAGGGUCCUAAACUGGUCCACCGUCUUGACAGGGAGACCAGUGGCAUCAUUUUAUUUGGCAGAAAAGAACAAAGUGUGUCUCACCUGCAGUGGCUGUUCAGUAACAUAAACAAUGCAAAAUCUUCUAGUAAGGUUUGGAAUGAUGCAUGUGAAUCUACAUAUCAGAGGUAUUGGGCACUAGUCAUAGGGACUCCCAAGGAGAAGGAAGGUGUAAUUUGUGCUCCCCUUAGAAAGGUGCUCUUGGAUGAUGGGAAGACAGAGAGGGUCGUAUUAGCUCACCAUUCAAGUAUGGAACCUCGCCAAGAGGCUGUAACUGAAUAUCGAGUCCUUGGUCCAAAGAUAAAUGGAUGCUCCUGGGUUGAGCUGCGACCACUUACGUACCGGAAGCAUCAGUUGCGUGUCCAUUGUGCUGAAGCACUUGGCACUCCGAUAGUGGGCGAUUACAAGUAUGGUUGGUUUGUACACAGUCGUUGGAAACAAAUGCCCCGAGUUGAUGUCGAGCCAACGACUGGAAAACCAUACAAGAUGAGGAGACCAGAAGGCCUAGAUGUUCAGAAGGGAAGUGUAUUAUCCAAGGUCCCCCUAUUGCAUCUUCACUGCAGAGAACUUGUACUUCCCAACAUUGCUAAGUUUCUUCAUGUUUUCAAUAAGAGUUCAGGAGAACUGCCCCGUUCACUUAGCGCAGAACCCGAUGUUCUUCGCUUUGUGGCAACGAUGCCGUCGCAUAUGAAAAUUAGUUGGAAUCUUAUGUCAUCAUAUUUAGUCUGAUAAGAGUGCAAGAUGGAAUUGAUUAACUCGUGUGAUGUUAUUUGAACAUCCACAGAAAGAGAAAGGCUUGUUCUUCACUUUGUGGCUACAAUGCAUUCGCACGAGUAUUGUUCAGAAACUUACGAUGGUUAUGGUUCGAAUCUCAGGCUGAUUGGCCUAGAUAUCUACUAUCAUAUCCUUUUUCAAUGCUCAAAUAACAUCACUAUUCUUAAUUUAUCAAGUGCGAAGUCAACUAGCAUUUUUGGACUGGAGCAUCACUGUGACCAAAACCACCAUUAGUUGAAAAAGGGAACUUAACCAUCUUUAUUGGACCCAAAAUAAUAUCGCAUUUCGGCAUAGUAAUUGUCCUUUUAUUGCUAUGCACUACUUUUGAUUGGUAAUAUUGGAUUUGAUCUCUCGUGUUAGUGUUAUAUCUUAUAAAAUUUAAUGGUAAUGUGUUUGUCAGAUACUUUUUUUUUCUUUUAUAUUUAUAUAACCAACUGUAUUUGAAUGUAAUAACUGAAAUUUAACUUAUUUGUUUUUAUUUAAUGUAAGUUUAAUAGCUGGAGUACGACUGUAAGAGUUUUUAACAA